GUACCUUACCUUAUUUUCUUCGUUUUAUUAAAAAAAAUAAUAUUUAUUACUUUCUUCUUCUAUAGAUCAAGACUAUUUAAAAUAUUGUAUUGGAUUUUAUCGCGAUAAUCAUGUGAUGAGAAUUACGGAAAAAAUAUUUAAUUUUAAUAAAGGACAUUAUCCAAAAAUACCAGAAGGAUGUAAGAAUGCUAACUCUACAAAAGCAAAAAAUGAAUAUUUAUUAAAACUUAAUGAAUUAUUUCCCGAAUGUGAUGUGGGAUUUUUAAGAGAAAAGUUAUGUAGUGUAGAUCAAAAUCACUUACAACAAGUAAUUGACCGAUUAUUAACUAUGGAUAAAUCAGGAGAUAAAGGAGGAUAUCCUCGUAGGGUAAAUCAAUUUAUUAUUGAACCAUGGGAGUUGGUAAGAUCACAAAGUUAUAGAAAAGCUGUUAGAUAUAGAUUAUAUAAUGAUUUUCCUGAAACUUGGCGUUCUACGAUAAAAGCAAUAUUAGCGGAAAAUAAUUUCGAUUACAGAAAAAGUUUUGAAAAAUUGAAGGAUUUAACAACAAAUAAUUGGUGGAAUUCUAUAUUUAGUAUAUUUCGUAGAAAAUUAUAUAAAGAAAUGGAAAAUCCUGAAUUAUUAGAAGAAAUACAAAAGUUACAAUAUGUUAAAUUAGAAGAACAAUCAAAGGCUGAUCAUGAAAUAGCGAAGCAAGUUAAUUUCAGUGAAUAUACGAAUAAUGAUCAAUUAAUAACUUGUGGUUGUUGUUAUGGUGAUUUUCCUUUUGAAGAUUUGACUUGUUGUAGUGAAGGUCAUUUAUUCUGUAAAGAUUGUAUUAAUCAUUUGGUACAAGAAGGUUUAUUUGGUCAAGGUUCUUUACGUGGUAAACAAAUUAAUUGUAUUGAACAAGCAGGUUGUGAUGGUUAUUUUACCGAUGAUCAGCUUAAAUCAACUUUACUUCCUGACGUAUUUAAGAAUUAUUUAGAUUCUUUGGUAGAACAUUCUUUAAAACAAUCAAAUUUAUCAUUAGUACAAUGUCCUUUUUGUAAUUAUUGCGAAGUAGAUGACAAUGACUUAUUUCUUACUUUUAAACAGUUUAGAAUACCCAAAUCUUCAAAAUCUUUUAUAUUAUUGGCUAGUUUACCUGUAGCUAUUUUACCUUUAUUUACUAGUUUUGAAAGUAUUUUUAGUAUUUUUACAGCUUUAAACGUUGUAAUUAUAUUAAUUCUUCCUCAAAUUGUUUGGAAUGUGAUGGGUGUUUAUCCACUUAAAGCUUGGGUUAGCGAAUUAGACAAUAUCGUUAAACGUGUGAAGCGAAGACGCAGAGGAAACGUAUUUAAAUGUCAAAAUCCCGAAUGUCGUAAGACAUCUUGUUUAUUAUGUAGUAGGGAAAGUAAACCUUUUCAUAAGUGUUACGAACGAGAACAGGAUAGUUUACGUCUUUUUGUGGAAAAAGCUAUGGCGGAUGCUGUUAAACGAACCUGCCCAAAAUGUCAUAUAUCAUUCACAAAAGCCGAUGGAUGCAAUAAAAUGACGUGUAGAUGUGGUUAUGUUAUGUGUUAUUUAUGUAGAAAGGAUUUGCGGCAAGAAUCUUAUGCACAUUUUUGUGAUCAUUUUCGUCCUAUUCCAGGACAAAAAUGUAAGAAAUGUAAUAAAUGUGAUUUAUAUAAAACUGAAGAUGAAGAAAAAGUCAUUAAAGAAGCUGCUACAAAAGCUCGUAAUGAAUUUUUAAAGUCGCAUCCUGAAGCAAGAGGUGUUAAUCUCUUAGAAAAUAAUGUUAUUGGUCCUGUUACUAACGAAGAUGAUAAUUAUUAUAGGGAAACAUUUGAAAAGGCAGUUGAAAAGGUUGUUGAUUAUUUAUUACCUUGACAUUUAAAUAGACUCCAUAAUAUCUUUGAAUUAAAGUUAGUGCGUUCAAUUAUGUGACCACGUUAUAAAAACUCUUUUUACUUAAAAUAUUUAUUUAUUAAUCAGUAAUAUUAUUUAAGAACAUUUGAAACAAUUUUUACCUUAACAAAUUUAUUAA
Molecule: messenger RNA, 2006 nt
Organism: Rhizophagus irregularis DAOM 181602=DAOM 197198
Lineage: Eukaryota; Fungi; Glomeromycota; Glomeromycetes; Glomerales; Glomeraceae
Biological process (GO): protein linear polyubiquitination; proteasome-mediated ubiquitin-dependent protein catabolic process
Cellular component (GO): ubiquitin ligase complex
Molecular function (GO): ubiquitin-protein transferase activity; ubiquitin binding
Source: RefSeq, a predicted model, not a curated record